Molecule: messenger RNA, 2763 nt
Organism: Sebastes umbrosus (honeycomb rockfish)
Lineage: Eukaryota; Metazoa; Chordata; Actinopteri; Perciformes; Sebastidae
Product: zinc finger protein 112-like
Exons: 2
Coding region: 148-1278 (376 amino acids)
Biological process (GO): regulation of transcription by RNA polymerase II
Cellular component (GO): transcription regulator complex; PcG protein complex
Molecular function (GO): DNA-binding transcription factor activity, RNA polymerase II-specific; RNA polymerase II cis-regulatory region sequence-specific DNA binding
Source: RefSeq, a predicted model, not a curated record
AACAGUGUGACACCCAGCGGAAGUAAACAACACAAGCGGAAGUAAACAACACAAAGCGCUAGUAGCGUUAGCUGCAUGGACGUGUUGAAUUAGCUGGAAGAAGAUAUUAUAGCCGUAGCGCAGAUAAUCAUUUGUAAUUAAGCAACAAUGUCUUCAGUUGAAUAUUUGAGAGCGUUUGUAAACCAGCGACUAACUGCUGCUGCUGAAGAAAUAUUUAUAGUUAUUGAAAAAGCUAUCUUCGAGUACGAGGAAGAGAUCGAUCGUCAGCGCAAACGGUUGGAUAUCGAAAUGAAGUUCCACAGGAUCACGUUAGAGCUCCCACAGCAACAUGGCUGUAAGGAGGAGGAGGUUCUCGCUGACCAGCAGCUCUGUAUUCAGGAGAGGAACUCCAGUCUGGACCAAGAGGACCCAGAGCCUCCACAGAUUAAAGAGGAACAGGAGGAACUCUGCAUCAAUCAGGAGGGAGAGCAGCUUGAACUGAAGCAGGAGACUGAGACCUUUAUGUUGACUCCUCAUGAUGAGGAAAGUGACCACAGUGAAGAUCAGACUCUGUACUUUAAUCCUGAUAAAAGUCAGAGUGCAGCAGAGACAGAGCUCCCAGCUAGCAUGUGUAAUAGUUGGCUAAAAAACGAAUCUGACUGGGAAAAUCCUGAAAUAUCAGAACCAAACAGUGACCACCAGCUCCUCUCUCACAACUUUCAUGUAGCUGAGAGCCAAGAUCAGAAAGAAGGCAAGAAUGGAGACUCAGGAUCAACUAGUAAUGCAGAACCAGAACAAAGGAAAAGCCCUCACAAAAGCAACAUCCACACUAACAAUGAAUGUAACCCUACUAUGUUAAAUAUUCACUGUAAUACUCACAAAAAGCCUUUAGAAUGUGACAGAUGUGGGAAAGUUUUUAGGUAUAAGUCAAAACUGCAGAGACACCUGAGAAUCCAUACAGGUGAGAAGCCAUUUUCUUGCAGCAUCUGUGGUAAAGGAUUCAUUGAGACAUCAUUAUUGACUGUUCACAUGAGAAUCCAUACAGGUGAGAAGCCAUAUUCUUGCAAAACAUGUGGAAAAGGUUUCAUACGCAGUUGUGGCUUGUUAGACCACAUGAGAACUCACACCGGUGAGAAGCCGUAUACUUGCAAAAAAUGCGGGAAAGGUUUCAAAUGGAGUAGUUGUUUAAAACUCCACAUGAGAACACACUCAGGUGAGAGACCAUAUACUUGCAAAACAUGUGGGAGAGAUUUCAAAUCUAGCAGUAACUUAAAAGGCCACGAGAACUCACACAGGUGAAAUGCUAUAUAACUGCAGCACAGAGGUUUCAGUUUGAGUUAGAAGAGAGAAGCUAUGUACUUAAAAAAAACGUGGAUGGGUUUUUUUAUUUUAGUAAAAAGAUGUAUAACCUCGCAGUAGGUGCAUCUUAGUAUUUACAUACAUGACAAUAUGUUUAAGUAAAAUAAUUUUCUCAAAACAAUCAGUCUUCCAUAUCUUGGGGAUAUUUGUUUCACAGUUAGUGCACAGUAGUGGCUGUUAAUCUUGUGAUUUUUUGUCAGUAGUUCUGGUGUGCAAUCAAUUCAAAACUCUGACCGGCUGAUCUAGAUACAACCUGAUGGACAGGAAACAAGACAAAAAAUAGCAUCACUUUUGUAAUCUAAACAUUUAUACGAUCUAUAGUUAGAGUAGAUACUUUGAAAGUUUAAGCUAGCUAGCUUUUUACCACACUUUGUUUUGUUAUACUUGUUGAAAUUCACUAUGUACUGACAAAAAAAGAAAAAAAUCCGGGAUCUGUGGCUGUCGUAGGACUGUAAUAAGCCCGUCCAAUAAUUUAAUUUGGUCCGAAUGAAAUGAUUGGAUGGGCUGCCUGCCUGCCUGGCACACUCUGCCGUUGCACUCACUGUGCAUCUUCCACAAGCUACUAAGUUCUCAACUGUAAGUACUAACAACAUGUUCAUUGUUUACAUUCAUUAUGUUUACGUUCAUAAUGAUAAUUCUGGAGGAGUUCAAAAUUAAUCUGACCAUGAAAAUUCGGAAGCACCAGAACCAAACAGUGACCUCCAGCUCCUCUCUCACAACUCUCAUGUAGCUGAGAGCCAAGAUCAGAAAGGAGGCAAACAUGGAGACUCAGGAUCAACUAGAAAUGCAGAGCCAAAAUCACAUAAAAGACAUCACAAAAGCACCAGUCACAGUAACAAUGUAUGCAACUCUACCAUGGCAGAAAUUCCCCCUAAUACUUACACAGUGACAAUCUGGGAAAGCUUUUCAGUGUCAAAAUUGGAUAUACACUUGAGAAUCCACACAGGUGAGUAGCCUUAUUUAUGUGAAACAUAAGAUUUAUAUUUUAAUACGGACUUAACAGUCCACAUGAGAAUGCACACUGGUGACAAGCCAUAUUUUUGGCAGCACUUGUGGGAAAAGAUUCAGUCGUACAUCAGAAUUGAAAAGUCACACGGUUGAAAAACCGUACAUUUGCAAGAUCUGUGGGAAAUUUUACUUUUAUAUAUCUGAUUUGGUAAAGUAUAUAAGAUUGCAUACUGGCAAGUAGCUUUAUAAUUGUAAAAUAUAUGGAAGACGUUUCAGUUCUAGUGGAUCAUGGUCAAAACACAAGAACACACAGAAGUGAAGACCCACAUUAUUGCAGCACUUGAAGGACAUUUUUUUACUCAAAUCAUUUACUUGGAAAAAAAAACACCUGAGGAUCAAUAUACACGGGAGAAACCAUUGAGCUGAAACUGCCGUGGAGAUGUGUUCACUAGCUGAAUGAAAUACCCUUUUGCAAUC